UUCCAGGAAGCCAAGGGGGAUUACACCAGUGAUGAAAAUGCCCGGAAAGAUUUAAAGACACUACCAGCCUUUCCAACCAAAACUCUUCAGGAGCAUCCAUCCCUUGCUUACUGUGAGGACAGGGUAAUUGAGCAUUAUUUGAAAAUCAAAGGUCUGACACGGGGUCAAGCUGUGGUUCAGUAUAUGAAAAUAGUAGAAGCUCUACCAACUUACGGAGUCCAUUACUAUGCAGUAAAGGAUAAACAAGGACUUCCUUGGUGGCUUGGAAUCAGCUAUAAAGGAAUCGGCCAGUAUGACUUACAAGAUAAGGUGAAACCUCGGAAACUAUUCCAGUGGAAACAGCUGGAGAACUUAUAUUUCCGUGACAAGAAAUUUGCCGUGGAAGUUCACGACCCACGCAGGAUUUCGGUGUCAAGAAGAACCUUUGGGCAAAGUGGCCUCUUCGUGCAAACCUGGUAUGCGAACUCCUCCCUCAUCAAGUCCAUCUGGGUGAUGGCCAUUAGUCAGCAUCAGUUUUACUUGGACCGGAAGCAAAGCAAAGCAAAAAUUCCUUCAGCCAGAAGUUUGGACGAUAUCGCGAUGGACUUGACGGAGACGGGAACACCAAGGACCUCCAGACUGGUCACUCUGGAGGCCAAAAGCCAGCUCAUCAUGGCCAGCAAUGGCAGCUUAGUCUCCUCAGGUUCUCAAGACUCAGAAGUUAGUGAAGAGCAAAAGAGAGAGAAAAUCCUUGAACUCAAGAAGAAGGAAAAGCUGUUGCAAGAAAAGCUCCUGAAAAAAGUCGAGGAGCUCAAGAAGAUCUGUUUGCGGGAGGCUGAGCUCACAGGCAAAAUGCCAAAGGAAUACCCGCUGGGCAUAGGUGAGAAGCCGCCUCAGGUCAGAAGGCGUGUAGGCACUGCGUUCAAAUUGGACGACAACUUGCUGCCCAGUGAGGAGGACCCUGCUUUGCAAGAGCUGGAGAGCAAUUUCCUAAUACACCAAAAGCUGGUGGAAGCUGCAAAGAAACUUGCCAAUGAGCCAGACCUUUGUAAAACCGUGAAGAAAAAACGAAAGCAAGAUUACACGGAUGCAGUGAAAAAGCUUCAGGAGGUCGAAAAUGCAAUAAAUGAAUACCGAAUUAGAUGUGGAAAGAAACCUAGCCAGAAAGGCACCGUUAUUUUACCAGAAGACAUAAUCCCCUCAGAGAGCAGCUCCUUGUCCGACACUACCACCUGUGACGAUCCCAGCGACCCCUUCACUCUGGCUGGGCAGCGGUCCAGCUCAGUGCCUCAUUCUCCAAGGAUCCUUCCCCCCAAGUCUCUGGGCAUCGAGCGGAUCCACUGCAGGAAGUCAUCCGUCGGGGAGCAGCUGGUGGAGGCCAGGCCGCCCAGAGAAAUGCUGUCGACACACAGCAGCCCUUACAAAACCCCGGAGAGGCGGCCGCAGGGCGGACGAAGCAUGCCCACCACCCCUGUGCUCACCCGAAACGCCUACAGCAGCAGCCACUUAGAGCCCGACUCCUCAUCGGAGCACCGGCGGCAGCGGAGUGGCAGCCUGGAGUCCCAGUCGCACCUGCUGCCGGAGCCGGACUCCGACCGGCCGUUCUUCACCCUCUGCAGAUCCCAAAGGAGCAGCAGCACCGAGGUCCUGGACGACGGGUCCUCCUGCACCAGCCAGUCCAGCGCCGAGUACUACUGCGUGGCGCCCGCCGCCGGCCCCUGUCGCGGCGCCCACACCCUGGACACGCGCGCCAGGGGCCGGAGGAGGGCCAAGAAGCAGAGUGUUUGCACCUCGAACUCGGGAAGCAUGCCCAACCUUGCCCAAAGGGACAGCCUGCGGAACGGUGUCUACGCCAAGAGCCACGAGCAGCCUCUCUCCAGCUACUAUAUCACCGGGUACCCGCCAUACGCAGAGUGUGACCUUUAUUACAGCGGCGGCUACAUCUACGAGAACGACACUGAGGGACAGUACAGUGUCAACCCUUCCUACCGCUCCUCGGCCCACUACGGGUACGACCGCCAGAGGGACUACAGCAGGUCCUUCCAUGAAGACGAGGUGGACCGGGUGCCCCACAACCCGUACGCGACCCUGCGGCUGCCCAGGAAGGCCGCGGCCCCCGAGCGCAUCACCAAGAGCAUCCACAAGGCCUUAGUCGCAGAGCACCUGCGCGGCUGGUACCAGCGGGCCUCUGGGCAGAAGGAGCAGGGCCACAGCCCGCAGCCCAGCUUCGACUCGGACAGGGGCUCGCAGCGGUGCCUGGGCCUGGCCGGGCUGCACGUGCCCUGUUCUCCGGGCAGUCGUGCGUCUUCCUACUCUUCAGUGUCAUCUACAAAUGCUUCUGGGAACUGGAGGACCCAGAUAACAGUGGGACUUUCUGAAUACGAGACCUCAGCACAUCCUUCUUACACCAGCUGCUACGGCAACAUCUAUAAUCCUUUGCCCUCUCCAGGCAGACAGUACACAGAGACCAGUCAACUGGACAGCCCCGAGGGGAGCCGGCUGGAAGACGGCCUGGAGAGCAGUGAGCAGAGGCUCUUUUGGCAUGAAGAUUCAAAGCCCGGGACAUUAGUCUGAGCUGGGCUGCACCUCUGACCAAGCACUGCGUUCCCACACUAGUGUGCCUUGCAAAACGUGCUCAUCUUCCCAGAAGGCAUCAGAGGUUGAAAAGAGGACCUACAUUGCCCCAGAAGUGAACCCCACACUGAGCCCCUGCAGGACAACCUGCCUCUCAGAGGCCAGGCACUAACCUGGCAGGGCAAAGGGCGGACCACAUGUUGAGCCAUUGCCCCGGGAGGACUCAGCUUUCUCAACAGCAAGCACUUUUUAAGGGAAUAAAAGUUGUUGAAGGCAAACCCAAAACUGUGAAAAGUGCUUUCAGGAUCUCCAAGAGAAGAGAAGGGCGGGAAAUUUCAGAGCACAAUUCAGAAUGAUGAGAGGAGGGCAGCCAGAGCUCCAGAGUCAUUGCUCAGCAUCCGAAGGUUUGGAUUUGUGAGCUGACGACAAACGACGCUUUUUCUACACGGACAUGAGCAAUCUAGACAGUAUUGGAAAAUUACUUGAAGAGAAGCUGGAUUUUCAUGAAGUUCUGAAUGAGUGUAAAUGUUUUUAGGAUUUUAUAAAGAGUGAUGGUUUUCAUAAGCACCAUAAAAUGGGUUCCAGAAAGACUUAUAGCCAUAGCAUCCUGUAAUAAAAGUUCAUGGCGGGCUGGGCAUAAUGAAGCAGGCCACUGAGUGCGUGACAAAUGUGCUUGGAGAGAGAGUCCUCUGAGGCACAAUAUCGCCAAGCUCCUUGUCUCUUUCUAUCCCAGUGGCACGAUGAGCUGUUAUCCAGGCUGUUAACUCUCCAACUUGGCUGUCAUUUGAAAUGGCAGACUUGAUAUGGAAAGUUUUCUGAUCAAGAAUUGGAAAAAGUGUUUUGAGGUGAUAUGGAAAGAGCCCAAAACAAAAUAAAGAAAAGCCCCCCACAUCAUUUUAGAUAAAUUGUGUGCCUUAAAAUGGUGACCAUUAGAAAAGUCAGAUAUUGUCUGUAUUCCACAGGUAGUCCUAGUCACCAAGUGACAAAACAAGAUUAGUCAUUAGAACAAACACAAAAACUCUAAGCUGCGGUAGAUUUCAUUAUGAGGCUAAAACUACCUCAUACUUUCCGUGGAAGAACUAAUUAGCUAUGGUUUAUGGCUGAGUGUUUUUUAAACAAAUAUUUCCGUACUCCAGAUCUUCUUUGUCUUCUUUACUCUGCUUGAAAAUUCCAUAAGAGGUGCUCCUCCUCCUUUUAUACAGGUUUCUUGUUUAUAUUGUGACCAGAGCAGUUUCUGAGCAACUUUUUGGAACAUUUUCUAUCUAUUCCAAAGCGUGUGAUAUUCACAUAAAGUGGGUUUGUCAAACUGGUCCUGCGUCAUUUGUAUCAUUAAAAAUGAAGUUUGGGGGGUAAAUUUGGAACAAAAAAAGACAUGCAAAAAUAUAACUUAUUCCUUUUGCAUAUUUGUAUAGCAUUCUAGGAACAGAAAUGCCCUUUUGCAUAUUCUUUUACUGUCCUGACUUUUUAAGACCUAUUAUUUUUUUACAUAGGUCAAUAAACUAAGAGUGUGCUACUGAAAA
This is a messenger RNA of Miniopterus natalensis, 4073 nucleotides long. The record is from RefSeq and is a predicted model, not a curated record. NCBI's taxonomy places the organism in Eukaryota, Metazoa, Chordata, Mammalia, Chiroptera, Miniopteridae.